CUAAUGAAAGAGAAGAUGAUGCGCCUGGGGGGGCAUCUGGUGCUGAAGGAAGAAGAGGAGCUUGCCAAUUCAAAGCUCAUGUUGCUCAAAAGAGCUGAGAUGAUGGAGGCCAAAAGGACCCAGACUUUCCCACCCAGUAUGCACUUUUUCCAGGCUAAGAAUCUCAUUGAGAAGAGUGGGGUCUUUAAUAUUCUAAAGAAGAUGCCCAAAGGUGCUGCCUUACACCUCCAUGACUUUGGCAUUUUGAAUAUGAACUGGCUGGUGAAAAAUGUGACAUACAGGCCCCAUUGCCAUUUCUGUCACACCCCAAGGGGGGGCCUGAAGUUCAAAUUUGCACACCCAUCUCCCCCUGACCCUCUACCAUUAACAGAAUGUUCAGAGUGGAUUUUGCUAGAAAAUUACCGUAAGCAGCUGCAGAAUGUCACUGAGUUUGACAACAACCUGCUGAAGAAUUUUACUCUGAUGACCGAGAACCCAGAUGUGACUUAUGCAAGCCAAGAUCUUAUAUGGUCCAAGUUCGAAAGCAUCUUCUUCGACAUUGCUGGCCUCGUGCAAUUUGCUCCUGUCUUCAGGGACUACCUCCUCCAGGGCCUGAAGGAGUUCUAUGAGGACAAUGUGCUCUACCUGGAGCUUCGAGCCAUGCUCUUUCCGGUGUAUGAACUAAACGGGACAGUCCAUGAUCAAGAGUGGUCAGUAAGGACCUACGAGGAAGUGGCUCAAAUGUUUGUGAAAGAGCAUCCUGGGUUUAUUGGAAUCAAAAUCAUUUAUUCAGUUCACAGGAUCGCCAAAGCAUCGCUUAUAAAGAAAUCUGUCCAAGAUGCCAUGAAGCUCCGGACUUUGUUCCCCAAGAUGGUGGCGGGGUUCGACCUGGUUGGACAUGAAGACACUGGUUAUACCUUGUAUGACUAUAUGGAAGCACUGAUGUUUCCAGCGUCACUUGGUUUUAAACUGCCAUACUUUUUCCAUGCUGGAGAGACAGACUGGCAGGGCACUUCCAUAGACAGAAACCUUUUGGAUGCAUUAAUACUGAACUCUACCAGGAUUGGCCAUGGAUUUGCUUUAAGUAAACACCCAGCAGUCUUGACUGAGUUCUGGAGGAAGGAUAUCCCCAUAGAAGUCUGUCCCAUCUCCAACCAGGUUUUGAAAUUGGUGUCAGACUUAAGAAACCACCCUGCAGCAGUUCUAAUGGCCACUGGAUACCCAAUGGUGAUUAGCUCUGAUGAUCCCGCUCUCUUUGGAGCUAAAGGCUUGUCCUAUGAUUUCUAUGAGGCCUUCAUGGGCAUUGGGGGAAUGGAGGCUGACCUGAGGACCCUCAAACAGCUGGCCAUGAACUCUAUCAAGUACAGUGCCCUGACGCAGAGUGAAAAGUUGGCUGCCAUGGAAACCUGGGAAGCCAGAUGGAAUAAAUUUGUAGCUGACCUGGCAAGGAAUCCAAAGUGAGGAGAGCCAGUCCCCUUCCUCUGCUUCCCUCCACAAGCCAUCUUCAUGGUGCUCAGUGUUGAAUCCACUACUAUGUGGUCUCUCCUCCAUUGCCUCUCAACACUGACCUCAUGAAGGCCUGCAAUGGCUUCCACUCCACUCGACCUCUCAGAAAUAUCUGACU
Messenger RNA from Suncus etruscus (white-toothed pygmy shrew), 1603 nucleotides. RefSeq names its product adenosine deaminase 2 (gene ADA2). Lineage: Eukaryota; Metazoa; Chordata; Mammalia; Eulipotyphla; Soricidae. Bases 4 to 1440 code for a protein of 478 amino acids. Gene Ontology annotation, molecular function: adenosine deaminase activity. The record is from RefSeq and is a predicted model, not a curated record. Gene Ontology annotation, biological process: inosine biosynthetic process; adenosine catabolic process. The transcript is spliced from 9 exons.